This is a messenger RNA of Rhopilema esculentum, 17160 nucleotides long. Its product is annotated as orexin receptor type 2. Gene Ontology annotation, biological process: G protein-coupled receptor signaling pathway; cellular response to hormone stimulus. Gene Ontology annotation, molecular function: peptide binding; G protein-coupled receptor activity. The record is from RefSeq and is a predicted model, not a curated record. Gene Ontology annotation, cellular component: plasma membrane. Lineage: Eukaryota; Metazoa; Cnidaria; Scyphozoa; Rhizostomeae; Rhizostomatidae.
CCAUGGCCCCUCCGGCUCCCCUACGGUGGCAUGGGCCCUGUAUAUUUCAUCUAUUUGAUAACAUAUGUAACACGAUCACUGUGAAAAAGUAUCAUAUUUUCACUAAUAUAAACUUCCUUUUGAAAUUUGGAUUGAAUUGGUAGAAAUUCCUCUAUAAAAACACAAUUUUAACAAACUGUACAAUAUAUUUACUGGUUCCGCGGUACAGAUCCCAACUUUCAAGGAGAUAACUUCAUUUCAAAUAACAUAACAUUGCAUCAAUCAAAAUCACUACUACACUUCAACAAUUCCCAACCAAAACUGAACCAAUUGUUUAAAUUUAAGUAAAUAUAAUACACACUAAAUUUCCCACAGCAUAAUAUAAAAGAACUGUGAACGCAUUAUUGAAAUUAUCCUCUAGUUAGUUAUAAAACAGAUAUGCGCAUUAACAUAAACAUACACAGUAACAGCAAACUUACACAACACAAACAACUCUCGUCAAGAAUCUGCAGCUUUCGGGGUUUAUUCCCUGGUCUCCCACAGGGGUGUUGCCUGCUCACCACACCCAACACCGCAUACCCACUUCAACGGCUCACGCUACGCCUUUGGGUACCUGGCAGAUUAGAAUUAUCUGGCAUACAGACAUCAUCAAACAGUUUAGAGAACCUUGACAACACCUGCGGGUAGUUAGUUACGGUCAUUUCCCUGUCUAUAUAAUGCUUAUUCAAUGAGACUUCAACACUAAGCAACCAUUGAAGCCUACAACCGCAUGGAGCACAUAAACAGGAUUAUACGCUUGAAGUAAGGACAAUGUUAUGCUGGCUCAGGGUAAUGUUGAAUUGAUCUAAAGCAACAUGUUGAAUAUGUCACCACCGCGAUGAACCAUUUCGCUCCAUUUGGAUCUGAUACAAUCGAUGUAGCCCCGGGAUCUUGAUUUAGCUGAUCUUUUUCAGAUUGUGGCAGUUCAAUUUCCAAAGCAGUUGAGAUCGAAUCAAAUUUAGCUAUCUUAAAAACAGAUAUCUGAUUUCGUUCUUGGCAGACAAAAUUGUUUAAACUCGAAUAAUCCGGGUGAACUUGAUGAUAUUUGGGCGGGAAAACUGCCUACUGCAGCUGGUUGUCAUGUUGGACCAAUACAUGCGCAUAUAUAACGGGGGUUGCUUCAUCUGACUCCUGAUUCAGUUCUUAAUCGCGCGAAGAGUUUGCUUGUUUCUAACCAUCGUCAGAGAACUAUACUGUUAGAUUUUGGCCACAUCUAAGAAGUGUUAACUGAAAAAUUUUGAAACAUAGCAAGCCAUUUUGGUAUACGUAUAUUUUUAGCGGUACGAGCCACAAAGAAACUGCUAAAAGCUAUGGAAGACAUCGAUUUGUCGAACGAGGCUGAAGAAUCGCCAGAAACGACCGAUGUUUGAAUCGUCAUAUUUCAGUCCUGUGGAACAUGGUAUCAUUAUUGCAAUUUACAUGUUGAUAAUAGCAGUAUGUCUGCUUGGGAGCUGCCUCGUAUGGGUCGUCGUAUUAAACAAGCCACAACUACGCAGUCCAAUGAACUACCUCUUGCUCAACAUGAGUAUGUCAGAUAUCGUGUCAUCCCUUUCACUCUACCCUUACCUGUUCAUCGUCGAUCCAACAAAACUUACAAGUUCAAACGUUAUUCUCUCAAAGUUGUGCAUGUUGACGGAAGGUCUGACUCCAUUUUUUGUUGCCUCCGCGACGUCGCUGCUCACACUUUGCGCAAUUGGCUUCAACCGGUACAUGGCAGUAAAGUAUCCAAUAGACCAAAGUUUGCGUAUGGGGAGGAAAUCUGUCUUGAUAUUCAGUGGGCUUGCAUGGAUUUUUGGGCUUGUUUGCAUGAUUCCUGGAAUGAUAUCCUUCAAAUGGGAUGAUAAAUUCAAGACUUGUGCCCGAAACUGGGGCUUGAUCAAAAGCACGCCGUACCGAUUAUCAAUCAUGCUUUUGGGUCUAGUUCUUCCCAUGUCUUUCCUUCUGCUUAGUUAUUUUGGAAUAUUUUUGAAAGCAAGAGAAAUUAUUCCUUUCAAUGGACCUAUGGCAAAUACAUUCUGGCGCACAAGAAUGCAGCUUCGAAAGGCAGAGAAAAUGCUCGGCGUUCUUAUUCUAGUCUACAUAAUCUGCUGGUUCCCAUUCAUAACAUACUGGCUUCUGGCCACAGUGUCAAACUUCUUUCCAGAGACUUUGCAGGGUGUGCAAAACAGUCUACGUUGGCUCCGCAUUACUGUUCUUUUUUGCUCCCUAAAUGGAGCAUUGAAUCCAUUUGUGUAUACUCUUGGCAGCAGUGACUUAAAGAAAGACAUGAAGAUCUUUGCCCGUUCAGCGAUUCAGAGGGUUACCUGCAGGACAGGAGCGCGUGUUCACCCAGCUACAGAGGAUAGAAUUCAAUAGGGAAGCAUUUGGUAAGCUUUGUGAAUAUUCUACUUCUUAAAGUUACUAAAAUAUGUAAGCAUGUACACUUUUUAUAAGAAGAAAACUUUUAGAGCAAGAGCCUCAAAAUUGGUCAAAAAUUAAGAAAAAAAUUCAAACAAGCCGAGCCUAAGAUUCUAUAAAAUGUAAAAAUGUCAGAUCAUUGUUAUCAAGGAUAUCUUGUUUAUGAAAUAGAAUAACUUUUGCUAACGUCACAAUACCUGAAAGAUACCCAUCCAACGUUUUUAUGCAAUAAGAUAUUACCUCGUGUUUACCUUUUUUUUAAUUUACACCCAAAUAAUCCAGCUACAGAACUUCGAAAAAAUUAAAAGCAGCUAGUCUGCACCGCAAUGUGUCGGUGCUUAUAUUAGAAAAGAGUGUAUUCGCAGACGAAAUAUGGUGCAGCUUUUAUUAAUAAAACUUUUGUAAUUAUUCAAAAGAUGCACGUCUUUAAACACUGUUCAUUCUUAAAAGAGAUGCCUCUUGAUGACACACGGAAAGAGUUUGUUCAAUUUGAUUUGUUUUCCUAUAGCUUAGAGGAGGAAAGGGGGAGAGUGAGAAUGGUGUGAAAACUCCAAAAUAUUCUAACAGCAUAACCUAUAAGUCGUUUCUUUUAUUAACGAUGAAUGUCUAAAUCCAUGAAUAACUUUGACCAACAUGAGAAUAGGAUCGAAGAAAAUCUUAACUUAGAUUUACUGGAUUAAACUAAUAAUGCUUUUUGAAACAGAUGUCAAAAUAGAAAGAGAUAUUUUAUUUGAGCAUUAAAAGUAUAAACACCUGCUUUAAUUCCAUUAGAAAAAUCAAAAGUUAUAGUAUUUUUUAAAUUGUAAAAUACCCAUUUGCAGGGGGUGCAUUCUUUCAAGUUCUGAAAAAGGUUUGCGUUAAGAUAGAGUAAAUCUGUCGGGGAAGGGGGGAAAGGAGAUGAGGUCACUCCUGGCAUCUUAUUUAAUUAAAUUAGGCUAGAUGGUAUCAAGGCUAUUUAUUCUCUUAGUUUUAUCCUAUCUUACUCAAAUCACACAUUAAAACUGUGCUUCUCCAGUCUCUCCACACUGUACUGCAUUUAGCAACUAAUCUAAAUCCGCGUUUGUGUAUGUGACAGCUUAUAAAAGGAUUUUGAGCUUAUUCCUCUGCUUCUUUUCAAUGUAUGAUUAAAACUGUAAAUUACGGCUACGAUGUAUAUAUUUCUGGACUGCUUGUAUAUAUUUCAAAAUUUUGUAAUUAGCUAAUCUCUUGUUAGAAUUAGACAGAUUCAAUUGCAAAUUGUAAUUUUUUCAUUGCCCCUCUCCCCCCCCCUUGAAAACAGCCUUAUCUGAAGGGGUAACAGUGCUUUGAUAAUGCGAAAAUAAGAUGAAAUGAAAUUUACAGUAGAAUCCCGUUAUAACGUACUCGGUUAUUACGUGGUUUCGGAUAUAACGUACUGGUGUGCUUGGUCCCGGCAAAAGGUGUGCUUGGUUUCAGUCAAUUUUUACUUACCCUCGUUACAACGUACUUCGGAUAUAACGUACUUAAUACAUUGGUCCCUUAAAGUGCGUUAUAACCGGAUUAUACUGUAUUAUAUUUUUUGGCUCGUUCACACUUGAAGCUUUUAUCUAAGUUUAAUGACUUGACCGGCAUCUAUUUUUGUAUAGUUGUUCUUCAUCUGCUGGACUUUCAUUUUGAUUGUUGAAAUAUCAGUAAGCAACAUCCAAUUUCACAGACCUAGUGUGAAUUGAAGAUAGCAGCUUACAGCUAUUCAGACGCGCAAUAAAAACAUUCAUAAGGUGCAAACCAGGAACAAUUGCUGCUGCUACAUGGAAACAAAACUAUUGAAAAACUUUAUUGUUUCUAUUCCAAAAUCAAUUAUAUACAAAUCUAUAAACAUUGUGCAUAGAAUCCAAGGCAAAUAUAGUUUUUGGAAACAUUUAGAAGUAUCACUUCAAAUUGACAUAAUUAGAUGAACUUCUUCCUCGAGUCCUGUUCGCACAGAAGCUUAACUCUCAUGACUCUCUUGUUUGUGCGAAACUUCGAGGCUUCGAUCAUGUUCAUGGCUCUUUGGAAACAUUCAUUUGCUUCAACGUACUUUCCAGCCUAAAAAAGCAAAUAUUUUGGUGAAUGAGAGUGGACUGGCAGUAGGGCAUGGUAACUAGCCUUGAAAUAUCGCAACUUUGAUUAAAGCUGAACGGUAGAUUACCACGUAUCAUUUUCCGCUUGCUACUCCUCAAGAUGAAUUCUAUUGUUGUCAGAAUCUUAACAAGUGAGUUAAAACACUUCAAUAGUCAUUUCUGACAUCCGGUAGAAUAGAGUUAAAGUUAGUAAGUACUGGGUGUGCCAAUUUCGGAGUGCCUUUAUUAGAAUUUAAACAUUUUACAGUAGAUUAUGGUAACUUGAUCAAUGCCACGCCAUUUUUAAAUACACAUGAAAUGUCAUGAUGAAUUAUGUUGUUGUUUUAUUGACACAAUGAUUUGCAGAAAAAGAAAAAAGUUAAAGAAAUCUGCAUACGUAAAUGAGAGCCAUUUUUAUGGGUAGUUGGUGCAAAAAAUUCUUACUUACAAAUGUUUGAUUUAAUUUGACUCAAAAUACGAUGAGGAGGAAAAAUCAACCAACCAUUUCAUAUUCCCAGAAAAACUCAGUGGCUUGAUUUGAAGGUGAGAUCGAUAGAAUUAAGGUGACAUCAAUAGAAUUACUUAGUAUUUCAUUUAGUACUAUGAGGCAGUUAUGGACCUUGUAAUCCAGAUAGAUAUCUAUAUAAUUGUAUUUAUCAUUACUGUUUCCGGCUAAUGCUUUGUGUCUUUGCAAUAGGGAUAGGAAAUAAAGGAAAAAGGAAGACCGUAUUUCCAAAAAUUAUGUAAAAAGGUGAUACGAUCUUUAGGUGCUUAACAAGAAUACUGGCCCAUUUAAAUAUAUAAUAUAAAUUUUUGGUAAAGGUGUUUUUUCGUAUUUACCGCAAUAUUUUCAUAUCUUUCAGGGCAGUGACAAUAUUCAAGGUUGGUGGGGAGACCAGCGAGCGGAAAUCUUCAGAUCAGUGAGGCAACCCUCCGUCCUGGAGUCAGAAAAUGUGCCCAAUGAUAUAUUCCUUACAAGCACAUGCUCUUUGACACCAGGAUGGAGAGUUGCCUCACUUAUUAAAAACUUUCUCCUGCUCGUCUCCCAAACAAGUUUAUUUAUUACCAAUGGUUUGUCUUCCCUAAUUAACUAGCCUUGCUAAUUUGACGUAGCGAGAAGGAUUUGUACGACAUAUCAUCCAAAAUUCAUGAAACUUAUUGAAACUUAGCUUAGCUCUCAGAUGCAGACUGCUAAUUAACGGGAACUGUUUUUUCCUCGCACAAUUUCCCUACCGCAAAGGAUUCCUUGAAGCAUUCUUAUCAAAGCUGAUUCAGUUUGAUUGUUGUUUAGAAAGAUGAAGCUCGAAGAUCAUAAUUCACAGUGUUCUAAAAGUUAGAUAUCGAACCAAAAAUUCACGGGAGCCUUUUAAGUUUAUUGCAAAUGAUAAAGAGAAUUCGAAUGACCUAACGCUUACGAUCAAAAAACACUCCUAUUGAAUGACUCACCGUUGCAUAGAAUGCGAAUUUAUCAAGGUAGCAGAUGAUUACAAGCAAAAAACGAUUUUAAGGGCGUUAUCUUUUUAAAAAUUCAUGGAUCUUUGACGUCAAAUAAUUCACAAACGAGUUCAGAAGAAGCUACAAGCGACUGUUGGUUGAAAAUUCUUUUGCGGUUGCAUGUUUACACGAAAACAAGGCUGUAUCUUGCAAGAUGCCGUGAUAAUGACAAGAAAAAAGAGAUAAGGGAUGCUUGCUGUUGAUCGAAAUGAUCCAUUAAAGGAUUUGAAAGCACUAAAAAACAGUCUUCUGUCAAGCGAAACACUGUCUGCUCCUGUUUUUGAAGGACAAAGAUUUUAGAUCCAUGAUUGCAAAAACUGCGCCUCAAGUUGAAUUAAGCGAAUCGAGAAGAUGAUAGGAAGCAAAAAGGGGCUUUCUAACAAGAAAACUAUUUUUGAGAAUAAAUUUCACAUAAUUUAUAUUCGGCAGCUAGAACAGUUGAAAUGAUCCUGCUGGACAAUAUCUCACGAUGUUAUGGAAUCACUAAGGGUAUUGGUUUUCCUGCGACAGAGAGGAAAUUCUGUAAACUACAGGCUCAAUGGCAUCAAUCUGUUACUUAAAAUUCACGGAUGCGAUUUGCCUGCUAAUUUUGUAAAGAAUUUCUUGAUCUAGUACAAGAACAAGAUAGGUCGAUUUAGUUUAGUGUUUCUAUUCAACAAACUUUCUCAAUCUGUGGUACUAUUGAAUGAAAAUUUACUUACCCUAAUCAUAAUAUUGCCUCUUUGCUCUAAAUGAUUGAUCAGACAAAGAAAUAAAUCAAUGUCUCUCAUAGCGAUAUUGCGAGCAGUGCGUCCGAUGUGGGCCCCAUACUUCAAAAGAAGAACCACAGCAUCAAGCUGCUUCUCAGACAGUGCGUAUUCAAAUGGUUUCAGUCCUCUCAAAUCCUUGUGGCCUAUGUUUGCACCGCUAUCGAGAAGAAGCUGAAUGAUCCUUAGGCUUCCAUUUGCGCAUGCGUAAUGCAAGGCUGUCCUGUUCUCGUUGUCUUCGGUAUCUGUGAAUGCUCUAUUCUUCAAAAGUACUUUAACUGCUUCGAGGCAGCUAUUCUUGCAAGCUACCGCAAGAGCACUGAGUCCUUCCUUAUCUUGGUGAUUCAAGCUUGCUCCUAAAAAAUAUUUCAAAUAAACAUCAAAUACUGUUUCACCAUAUCUUGAUCAAAGGUCAUCUGCAAGCACUGGGUAAAUCAAAUGUCAUUUGCAAUUCGUAUCUGCGACUCGAGAAUUUUACUAACUUGGCUUAUCACAAGAAACGAAAAUGCAUACAAUACGCAAAAACAUGCGGCGAUGCAACGCUCAACUGGCAAAACGCCUCUUCUUAUCGCUAGAUAUUUAGAUUGUUUAACAACUUUUCUGUGUAAGAAAAUUUUUAGCAGUAGAAAUGACGAAAGAUGGUUGUUUUAAUGACAAAAAUGGUAUAAAAGGCAUAUGUCGCAUUAGAAGUUGGCAAAUACAACAAAAGUGUUUGGAGUGGAAUUACAUUGCUACCUGAAUUUCCAUUUCUGCUUCUUGAUUACUGCCGUAAAAACUCAUCCUCGAUUCCAUGUUUUGCACCAAAAAAGAUAAUUGUAUUGCAGUGGCCAAUCAGGUUUACAACACAUGCCCUUUAAAACCCUUUCCAGUGUUUGAUUCAGAUUUGACUAAUCUCAACAUUGGAAAAACGUCUGCAGAAGAAGCAAUUGGUUUAGCAAAGAACUAGAAUUGGUUACCUUCCAUAAAGAGACUAUGCACCAGCUGGCUCAAAUUAUGGGCAGCAGCAUGGAGUAAUGGCGUCUUUCCUUCUCUAUCCUCUGCAUCUGCAUUCGCAUCUUGGCUUAUUAACCACUCUGAUAUCUCCACAUGACAGUGCAUCGCAGAGGCAAUCAAUGGUGUUAGGCCAUUUGCAUCAACAGCCUCGAUUAUAGCGCCAUGCUCAACCAAACGCUUCGCAACAACUAGAUUAUUUUUUGAAGCUGCCACGACCAAUGCCACAUUCCCAAGGAUGUCUGGGAUAUUAACAUCAAUGCCUUUUUGCAAAAGCAUUUCAACAAUGUCUAUUUUUCCUGCCUGGCAAGCAUUGCAAAGGAUUCGUCGAGAGACAAGGGCCUUUGUUUCUUCAUCAUCACCCUCUUCCCAAAUCAUUUCUAAUAACCUCACUGCGGCUGCUAAAUGGUUGUUGUCCAAAGCCAUUUCAAGAAACUCUUUUCCACCGCCUGUUUCCUCGCACUUCAGCUGAGGUAUCCGUGCCUUUACUUGCAAAAUAAGAUCAAUAAUUUCCACACUGCCAGCUCGUGAAGCCUCCUUCAAUGCCUCCUGAAGAUGCGUAUCAUCAAAGAGAUCAUGAUCUAGCAGCAAAGACACGAUUGCUGGCUGUUGCAAAGAAGAUGCAAAAACGAUUGGAUGCAUUCCGUACCUCUUCUCGAAUGGCUUGAAAUCUAAAUCUGGAAGAGCAUAAAGCAGUAUGCGUCACCUCGAGGUCGUUUUAGAUACAAAAGGCAACAACAAGAUAAAAUAGAUUCUGUAAGAUUGAACUCAAUUCGACGCAUCUGAUAGUCAAUUUGGUCAUAGCAAAAUCGCAAAAUUGUCCAAGGGUAUGUUCAUAUGGGUUGAGAUUUCCCACUCAGGCUAGACAGCCCAUUUGGUUGGGAUCCAGUCAAAUAAAUUGGCUUGCAUGUAAAGCUGAGAUUAUGCUCAUAAGAAAAUUGGGCUGGCCAAAUGGUAAGAUCCCACUACCGGGGCGGUGAGAUUCAAUUAAGGUGCCAUAAAAUUUCUCACAGGGAUACGAUUCAAUGAGCCAGCCCUAUGAUGAAGAAUGGAAAGAUCCCAUUAUCACUUAAACAAACUUAACGAGUGUUGCAUUCCUACCCCAACGCCCAUGACUUCGUUUAAACUGUUUCCUUUAAACAGCCCAUGAAAAAGGUUAAAUUGAAAUUAUUAUCAGUUUGACCAGAAUGCCUAGCAAUCAAUUUGCGAAUUGCCCGUAGCAGAUACCUGUGUGCAGGAAAAGAUGGUAGACUUCUGGUAUUGGUCGAUAAACGUUGCAUAGCUCUAAAAACCCGGCGGUAGAGUUCUUGAAGACCUGGGCAAAUGUCCAGGCCAAAAAGCGGACUUUGUUUUCAGAAUCUUGGAUGUCUUCUCCAAAGCUUGACAGCGCAAGGUGAUAGGCGAGUUGAAAAAUGUUUCUCCCCUCAGUGCUGGUCAGGGUUUUCAUGUAGUAGACAGAUAAGAGAUUGUGUCCUUUACUGUGAAAAGUAAGAAAAUGAAUGAGUUGUACAAGUAUGACGUUCAUAUUAAAAUAUUCAAGCGAGGAUAUCGUUGUCAUCAUCAACAUCUUCCAGUCCACACUGAUGGGUGCCUGACUGGUGAUUGAUCAGGGUGUCUUUUUGCUUACUUCUCCAUUUACUAGGGCUUGUUUCCGCAGUUGGGUUUAGUGCUGCUUAGAGUCGUUCUAUGUUCAUUCUAUGUUUAUCAUUCUAAGCAUUCCAAGUAGACUUAAUUGUAAACACCUCUGUGAAAGUAUUUAACUAAGUGCCCGCCUGACAAAUUGGCAAACAAAAAGGUACAUUUCUCAGCAAGUUCCCUAAGUACAAAUUAAAUAAUCAGUAAAGGAUAAAAGGUUGGUGAAGGCAAAAAUUGCGUAACUUUUUUCAGUAAUAUUUACUUGGAGGAUAAUACUUUUUCAAAAUCAGUCCUUCAUUCAGAUACUCAAUACAGAGCUAAGCUAUGCAGAUUAACAAGAGACUCAACCAACACACCAUUGGGGUAUCUUUCAGGAAAGUAGAAAAUAAGGGCGUUACCUUGGGUUAAAGCCAAUCUUUAGCCCGUCGCUGCUUUGGAGCCACUUUCGGGUAGCGUUAGUGACAAAGAGCUUCCCUUCUGCACUCUCCGCGAUCAUUUGAAGGUCUAAGAGUUUUUCCAAGCACGCUUUGUACUCUUGAAAAGAAAUUUGCUGACUGGAGCAGCUACAUUCAACAACUUUAUACAGGCUCGACAAAGUUUGUAGGACUUUUGAUACGAACAAGACGUCUAACAAAGACAACGCAAGAAUGCGAUUUCGUUCAACUACAGCGAAUUUUAACUUGAAUAAAUGGCUGACCAGCUUGAUUUCAUCUAAUGAAAGAAGAUUUGGUUGAUGCAUAAUACUUGAAAAUGAGCUUGAUGAAUAUUGGAUGGCCAUGUGUGCAAUUUGGAAAGAUCCUUUGCUGAACCUCACAACAUUAUCAACAAGGCGUCGAAUCUUUGCUUUGGAAAUGCCCUCGGAGGCGAUGAUAGGAAGUUCCAUUUCUGUAAAGCUGUACAAGUCACUUUGGAUAUCCCAAUUUGCAACAUUAUCCAAACAUAUCUCUUCAACACCUUUGUUGCUGAAAGCCUCCAAACUCUCUUUGGAACCUGUAACAACGAGACUGAUCCAUGAUGGCAGGAUCUGAAAAUUAUUAGCUAGAAGUGCAGUUACGCAUUCGUCGGGGCUACACUUUGUGCAUUGAUGUUCCAAAGCAUCAACCAAUAUCAAGUACCGCCUUGUGGUCUCUUUUGUUGCAACUUUCGAUUGGCAAAUUUCAUUCAAUGGCUCGAGAAUUCCCUUUCUAAAAGCCAACUCUGGGGUCUUUUCUGUAGUCUCAGCAUUUAUAUAAUCCUGAAUCUUGCUAUUUUCUGACAAAGCUUUGGUGUAUGAAGCAAAAUCUUUAUUUUCGAUAAGACAUGCCGCCAUAUUCAGUACAAAUUUGGACGUUGAAGUUGUCCUGCUAUCAACUUGCGAGCAGAAAUGAUACGACAGCACCGAACUGGACAGCGCUUCCCGAACACGGCUCUUACGAUGGCUGAAUGAAUCACUCCAUACUAUUGACUUUAAAAAAGUAGUUUUCCCACACCCAUGAUUCCCAACUACCACCAAUGCACGUGACCUGCUGUUUCUUUUUCCAAGAACUAAGUGAUGGACACGAUCGUACAACCAGUCCCUUGAAACCAAAGCCUUGCCUUUUGUUGUUGGAAUUAGCGGAUGAAAAUCUAUUUCUUCAAUUCCCUGUUUCUUCCGCGUCAUCUUUCUCUCAAGAAGCACUAAAAAAGUUCAUUAUAAAACAGGUCAUUAUAAAAUAACAACAGCAGGCGAUCAUUAUUUGAAAACUGCCUGUGAUUUAAAAGGACAUCUUAACUUCCAAUUGAAGGCUGAUAAUGUGAAUUCAUGCCUUUACAACCUCAUAAUCAAAAAGAGGUUUUAUAAAGAUAUAUUGAUCACGAUGAUUAGAAGUGUAAGGAAGUGUUGUUCAUUUACUCUCCAAUGAAUUUGUGCCAUGAUUAAGAUGAAUGGAAGUUUGUGAUAAUUUUUACUUUGUUGGUGGAGCUUUAAUUUUUAUUCCUAGCGCUGUUUUUUAACUGUCAAAAGAGUUUACUAGCCUCCAGUCAUGAUUCUAAAAAGUAUAGGAUAAAGUAAUCAAGGACUUAAUUGCUUACCUGCAAGAUCUUCUUGGAUUCGACUUGGUGACCUGAAGUCUGGCAUCUCUGUUUUAUCAACUGAUUCAUUGAUUGCAUCUGAGGAUGAGGAACUAGAAAACAUCAACGGACCACUAAUAGUCGAAUCGCUAUCAUCACUGGUAUCACUGCCAGUCAAAGUGAUUGUUGAUUCGUGCUCAGAUAAAUUUGAAUCUUGGAGCUUUGUAGACAAAGCCGAAACUGUAGUCAGCGAUGUUUGGUCAUCAACAUUUAGGUGACUGGAGCCUUGAGCAAUUAACUUUUUUUGAUGUAAACUAUUUCCUGAAAUAAUCUUCGGCUUAAUAGAACCAGUCAUAUGGACCGGAUUUGAAGAACGAGCUCUUUUCACUGGAAGGGUAGUGGAACUGACCCCAUUUCUAUCAAAUUUCAGCUGUUCUCUCCUUCUCCUGGAACUUCGAACAAAGUCUGACGACAAGACAAAGUUACGAUUGAAAUCAUACAACGAAACGUUCUGAGAUCUUUUUGCGGUACUGUCGCCUGAAUGCUUGUCCUUUUUCAAUUUUCCUUUUUCUUUCUUAUUUCCAGAAAUCUUUUCCUUAGUUGUCUGAUUACUUGAAUCAAUAUCCGAAUGGCGUCUGGACCAUUUUGUCAGUUUUUUCAACUUCCCACGGAAAAAUCCCAAAUUAGUUUCACCUUGAGAUGGCGAAGUGGUUCCUGUCAGCUUUGAGCGUCGAUGUACUUUCUUAGAAUCGGAACCGUUGACUUCCGUUGUUCCUCUUUUUUUCCUCUUUUCUUUGAACCAUGAUGUUCCGAAAUCAUCUUGAUUAACAAACACAACGGGUCCCUCGUCUUUCAAAUUUACUUUACAGCCAUCUCCAUUACGAAAACUCUCACUUCCGGAAACGUUCCCACGAAUCUUAUCAAAAUUUGCUGUCUUCCAGUCAUCUGUUUUGUUCUUCAAAAUUGCCUCUACACAACAUUUGCUCUCCGUCCAUCCCUCCGAAACGUCUUCUGAUGACGAUAACAUGCUAUCAGGGUUCAAUGAAUCUUGUAAAGUAUUCGGAGAAUGCAAUGACAUUUCUGCCAUGUUAUCGAUACUGCAAUCUUCUAGAAAACAGUCAAUUGGACGAGGAUCUUCUGGGCAUUCACCGGCCUCUUUAGUCUCCCUCACAAUUACUUCGAUAGUUUCCUUAUUCGAGCAGUCACGUUUCAGAAAAGCAAUGCGAUCAGAAUCAUUGCUACCGACAUCACCUUGAUCCUUUGUUUCAGAGUUUUUAAGACAAUUUGGAGUCUGGAUUGUUGCUUCUUGUUUCCUUUCCUUGUUCACAUAAAUUGUCUUCUCAGGCAAUAACUGCCCUACAUUGGAUAGUUCAUCUUCUAGUGAAGUAUUAUCGGUGAAUGAAUCAACGUCAACCUUUAAAAAUACGAACAUUUUUGCAUUAUCUAACAUCAUUUAUCAAGAACGAAAAUUGAUACAUCUCUGAAACCGAACACUCUCUCCAAUCAAAUAGCUGCACAGUAUUUUCACGUUAACCAUGACCAACACUUCAGCCACAAAAGAAAGAGACAUCGCAUUUCACGAUAAAUUCACAGCCCGUUUCGCACAAGACUUCUAGACUACACAAUACACUACAAAGAAAUCUAAUCCUUUCAGCAAAAUUUAAUAUGAGCUACUUUGAGCAAUUAAUUGUUAAAACAUGUGUAAAAAGUGGGUGUUUCAAAUCCAGUAAGUCGCAAAAUCAUGCAAAUUGAAAAUGCGCUUCAGUUUUGCUGUCUGUCUGGUGGCCUGGUUGCCUAGCAGCAAUGUCCUGUUUGUUUAUUCGUAAACCAGCAACACUUAUUCAUCAAAGUUUUAUUAAAAAUUCCUUCAAGGACAACUCAUUUUCGUUGAAAUAUCGAAAAACUGACUGCAUGACUACCCACUGGUCCAAAAUGAAGGGGAUACUGCUUACUAUAUGAAACUGCCUAAGAAAACAGGGGGCACCUGCUUCGUAAACUGAAAUUAGGAAGAGCUUGCAGUAGAAAACAACUGCACUUGAAGAAAGAGGAGAACCCUGCUUAAACACAUUCGUAGUCUUUGUGUAGCUCAUUAGCAACCCCAGGCUAUAAAUCCAUCAAAGCCAUUAAAGCCAUCCCUCUCGGGACGAAUACAUUUGCACGCAUAAGACCCCGGCGUUCAUUUUCUGCAAGAGCAACAACUGAUUUAUAUCGUGUGAAGGCAUUUUCGGUCCCAAAGGAAGCUAAUGUUGGAAAGAGGUUGAUUUGUGCACCAGUGUAUGAAUUUUAUUCAUCUCGUUGGUUUUGUCAUUUUUUAUGCGAUUUGUGUUGCUUGGUAACACUUUUAGCCAUUCUCUUGAGUAAAUGGAGUCAAAAUCAUAAAUGUUGCUGAUGUUGCUCUACACAAAUUGGCUAAGAAUUUUACAGCUUUGCAUUAAAAAACUUUUGUUGCGCUAUUUUAGAGCCAGAAGAACUAAAAAUAUCAAAGUAUUUAAGGAUAAGGAAACAUUCUCUAAAAUUAUUUCAAUAAGUAUUUUAAACUUGCAAAAAAUACGUGUAAAUUAAAAGUCUUUGCAAAGUUUGAAAGAUUUCUUGAAUUUAGUACGAGUUUUAGGUUCCAAAGGUCUAUAAGUUAAAUAAAAAGCUUUUUCGCGAAACUAAUACAGCAGUGUAAUGGGUCUCAAAUACCAUGAAAACAGAUAGCGGCUUUCCUUUAUAGACAAAAUAGACCAUGCUGGAAGACUAUAUAUCUUAAUAUUUACCUCAUUUGAAAUCAGGUCCACUUUCCAUUUCAAAAGACUGCUCGAGCUCGUAGUUCGUCUUCUUCUAUUUCUCUUGAAUGCAGAAAAGUACUGUACCUCUGCAAUGCGUACUUCGAUCUCACUUGUACUUUUUGAUGUUCUGUGCAGUUUUGUUGGCGGCUGUGCCCUUCUUGUUAUUAGAUCAAAUACAUCAUCCCUGUUGCCUUCACAAAAUCUUUUUUCUUCAGAGCUUUCAUUUAUCGAUACAGUUCUGCAUGAGUUCCUGAAUGGGUGUUCAUUGAAGACCUUUCCCAGUGGGCUGCUAGUCGACGCACGCUCCUCGGCUUGUCUGACGUCCUGUUCUCGUUGUUUACGCGUUAUAGUUGUUUUGUUUUCGCCUUCCUUUUCAAUUUCCUCUGCCUCGUGCCUCCCCCCAGGACUCUUAAUCAUUCUACUAAUACAACAGUCUCGGUUAUUUUCUGAUGUUUCAUUUAAAUCGCAGGAACGAGGCUGUCCAAUCGCACCCAACCCUUCGUCCAAACUGUUAUCGUCGAUUUUACAAGACUGUGGGCGAUCAGACUCAAUCAGCUGCGGUGGAGAAUUUAUACUACCAUCUAUCGCCAUUUGCUCAAAUGGAUUAGCGUGAGUCCCAAAACGUCUUGGGCUGACUACGCGUGGACUUGAUGCACCACUGUCGCCAUUAAACUGGCACGAAGCAUCGCUUUUGCUCCCGAUAAAAUGAUUUUCAACUGCAGACUCUUUUGUUUUUGACUGGUCUUUGGCUAGCCAAGUUGUUUUCUUCUCACGCAAAUUCUGUAGCAAUGCUCUCAAGUCUGAAAUGUAAGAACAGUUAUUGUCUUUCGUUAUGUUUGAUUUUAUUUUUUUGUCUUCUUCUGCUACACCAGUUGAGUCAGCGCUACUAAGAAAACGGCCUGUGCUUCUAUCAUCGGGCUUGCCAUCCCCUUCAAAUUGCUUAAAAAAAUCCUUUAGAUGCACGACACUAUCAUUUUCACUGUAGUCACUCCAAAGAGAAUCAUUGCCAUCCAGGUUUAUUUCAUCUUCUUCUUUGCUUUGAGGUGUUAUAGCUGCAUCAACAUUCUCCAUUUUGCCAUCCACAAGGUCCGAAUUUGCGUUUGAGGUGCCUGUUUCGGCAGAAAAGCACUGACUUCUCAUUACCGAUUUGCUCUCUUCUAGCCAGGCUGCAGCUUUUUCUACUACAGUUUCAAACUUAGACGAUUUAAAGUCAUCACUCCCGUUACGUAUUUCCAUUUCCUCAGAAGGCGAAGGUAAAUGCGAGCUCAUUUUAAGUCUUUCGAGCUCGUAGCUAUUAAGAGAUAGUGGUCUUUGCCGAUGGGGAAUACGGAUUCGUGAUUCAAACGGAGCAGUUGCGUUAGUACGUAGAGUUACUGGCUCAGUGGGCAUCGCAGAAAAGCUGGAAGCUCUUCUGAAUCUGAUUUGCUUAUAUGACUCACUAUUUCGAUUCAGAAUCGAGCUGAAGGACAUUUUACGAUCCACUCUGGUAGUGUUCUCCUCUCCGAUCCCUGCUGCUCUUACCAUCCCUUCGGCGCUACCGCUGCCCCUUGCCCACGCAGCUGACUUGUUUCCAUACAGCUUUUCAGUUGACGAGCUUACAGAACUUGAGACGGCCUCAGAAUCCUGACCUGAGAAGAGAACGAACAUUUGAAACUUGUUUCAGUAGUUUGAAAUUGAACACGAUAUCUUUUUGCAAUGUGCUGUUACUAUCAAAGAGGGGGAAAUGGAAUUUCAGUAAAUAUUUGGCAGAAAAAGCCACUUUAAUCUCGUCUAGCAGGCAAACUAAAAUGAUUAUGGCAAACCAAACUCUAAGGUUGUGUAAACUGUAAUUUGCCCUAAAUAAUCAAAGCUUUAAAAAGAAUGGAUUGUAUCAUCAUUUCUUGAAAUGAAAGCCAGCAAAUAAAGAGCAUUUAAACGGAAAAAAUAUUCUGAAACUGUGAAAAAGUCAAGAAUGCUUUCCAUAAAUAAUCAAUAUCGACAAAGCAUGAAAUAGAACAGGAAGCGUAGGGUUUUAUGCAAUGUCAAGAGAAUUUCAAACUGAUCACAGUCCAUCGCAGCCAAUCUACCGCACGAUUAGCCCAAAGGGAAAUAACGUAUUCCAAGAAAAGAAAAAAUAUUUGAAAGGAUCAGUUUCAUGCAUAUAUGGUUAUUUAUUCCAGUCUAGUUAGGCCACAUUUGUGAAAAUAGAAUGUCCUAUUGUUACGACUCAAAUAUACCGCCUCGUUUUGAAAAAUCUUAUAAUCCUUUUUGUACUACUUUUUGACUUCAGAUUCUAGUAAAGGAGCAGGGCUCGGACCACGAAUUUAAAAGUGGGGGGGGGCAAGGCUAGAAAAAGUAGGGGGUCUAGGCUUCUUACCCCUUUUACUGCAGCUUUACAACUUUUUGCUUUGCAAAAAAGUUCGGGGGGGGGGGGGCAAUGGCCAUCCCGGCCUCCCUGUGGCGCGGGCCCUGUGCCUGUAAGUUCUUGUCAUGCUAAUGCCGUGAGAAUGACUUUAUGUCGACAUAAAGUCAAAAUUAUAAAAGACUUUGACCGUGAUUUGUUAAUGAGGGUGAAAAGCUUCAACCGGUCGUCAUGAUUAUUUUUAUAUAUGUUUUUCAUAAUUAUCAUAUCUUUUUGGAUCUGCACUUGUGAAGCAGUCAAGGGAAUAGAACUGAUACAGCUGGACAUACCAUUAUGCAAGAUCUGAAAUGCAUUUACUUGCUCAGUUCUGUUCUUUGUAUCUCUUUGCAUAAACGUGGUCCGAUUGUGCAGUUGAACAAGACUUCUGGACCUGUGUCUCUUGUUCCACUUUUGUGUUACAAUUGCAGAUGGCGCUGAAGGUGAGCGUGCUCUCCAUUCUAGAUAUCCAAUCGGUUCCCGUUUUGUCUCAACUUCGAUAGUACCAUUUUUUUCUGCUUUCAUCCCUACAAUGUCAAGCAUGUUGAAUAAAUUCAUAGUUUAAGAAGCUUCACUCAAAUCAUUCGAAAUGUCUUUCUUCACAAAGGACAGAGUUUCUGUCUUAACAAAUCAAAAAAGCAAAAUUG